Messenger RNA from Xiphias gladius (swordfish), 4822 nucleotides. It is a transcript of the gene arhgap30, whose product is annotated as rho GTPase-activating protein 30. The transcript has 14 exons. Lineage: Eukaryota; Metazoa; Chordata; Actinopteri; Istiophoriformes; Xiphiidae. The record is from RefSeq and is a predicted model, not a curated record. The coding region runs from base 374 to 4354 and encodes 1326 amino acids. Gene Ontology annotation, molecular function: GTPase activator activity. Gene Ontology annotation, biological process: small GTPase-mediated signal transduction.
AGUGGUUUCUUGCGUCAUCAUUUUAUGCUGCUUCUUGCAUGCCGAUGUGAAGAGUGGAAGAUAAAACCAAUGUAUGUCCUAACACUCCAGGUUUAACAUAUGAUCUCCAAUGCAACGCACCUUACAGAGGAAGCAACCUGCACCCAACAACAUGCACUGAAGUGAAGGAAACAGAGGCGGCAGCGGCAGCAGCAGCGGCGGCAGCGAGGUCAAAUCUCUGAAAUGUGCACCAGCUCCACAAACUGAGUCUCAAAUUAACUGAGUUGGUCAACGAAUCCAGCAGCCACACGAUAAAUUCUGAAAGUCACUCUGACGGACGCAAACUGAGCAGCUCGGGUCUGAAUGUGAGGUGAAGAACAGCAAACAGGAAGAGAUGCGAAGAGUUCGGAGACGAGGAGGGACCAAAGACAAGGUGUUUGGAUGUGAUCUGCUCGAGCACCUGACUGCCUCAUCUCAAGACAUCCCUCAGGUCUUGCGAUGCUGCAGUGAAUUCGUGGAGCAUCAUGGAAUCGUGGAUGGAAUCUACAGGUUGUCCGGAGUGUCGUCAAACAUACAGAAACUACGGGGUGAGUUUGAGAGUGACGGGAAUCCAGACCUGAACAAAGAUGUGUACCUGCAGGACAUCCACUGCGUCAGCUCUCUGUGCAAAGCUUAUUUCAGAGAGCUGCCAAACCCUCUGCUCACAUACCAGCUGUAUGACAAGUUUGCUGAGGCUGUGGCCAUUCAGCUGGAGGAGGAGAGGCUGGUAAAGAUCAGAGAUGUGCUGAAGGAACUGCCGACACCACAUUACAGGACUCUGGAGUUUCUGAUGCGUCAUCUUGUCAGAGUGGCCUCAUAUUCCUCAGAGACCAACAUGCACGCCAGAAACCUGGCCAUCGUCUGGGCCCCCAAUCUGCUCAGGUCAAAGGACAUUGAGGCAACUGGGUUUAACGGUACAGCCGCCUUCAUGGAGGUCCGGGUUCAGUCCAUUGUAGUGGAGUUCAUCCUCACACAUGUCCCUCAGCUGUUUCCUGAGCAAGGUGUAACAAGUGAGAGAAGGAAGUCCCUCCCCUCCCCAACAGCAGUGUCCGGUCAGGAAGAAGCAUUUUUCAAGUCUGUUCCCACUCAGCCUGUACCCAACUUUGGGAAUAUCAGUCCAGGAGACGGUCCUCUGCCCAUAAGACCCUACCAUGCUAUCAUUGAAGGCACAGACAAGAGGAAAGGAUCUCUAAAGGGCAGGAAGUGGAUGUCCAUAUUCAACAUCGGGGGACGAUUCCACGACCCACGGCGAAGGCACAAACACUCAUCUAAAGAGAAAGAGAGGUCUGCUUUGAGACCAGCAAGAAGCAUGGACUCCCUCAGCACCCCGUUAUAUCCAAAUGAAGGUUCCAGAUGUUCUGCCCAGCGCCCUCCCUCCACCAACAUUUCUCCCCAAGUCACUCGCUCCCCCCACACGGGCUCAGAAGUAGCAGUAUCAUCCGGUGCAAUAGGUGGCAGCGAAUAUGCUGUAACAUACCGCAGGGGAACAGGGUUAGUAAGUGGGGGUGCGGGGACCCAGGGCACCUACACUGCUCUUGACCCUGAGGGUUUAGGGGUCACAGGCAACGAGGUCGUCCUGUCCAGAUCCCCGGGACUCUCCACCAAAGUGGGACGAAGAGCAGCCAUGCACAUCACAGGGCCCACCACGGUUACUGUGCCACUACAUAUCACCUCUAACCUGGCAUUAGGGAUGCUACAAGGGGGUGGGAGCGACAGGGUCAUCCACCGUAGCAGGGAGAAAGAUGGAAGGGACAGGGUGGAAGGUAAGGAGGAAAGAGACAAGGUGGAGAGGAAGGAAAGCAAAGAGAUGGAAAUGGAAAUGGUGGAGGAAGACAGAGAGGUUGAUGAAGAGGAGAAAAACAGGGAAGAAGUUGUGGAAGUGGAAGCGAAUACAGUGGUGGCAGGUGGCGCCAACAAGGAAAAGGAUGAAGGAGCAAAAGAGGAGGAGAAGAAGGAAGAAGAAGUUAGAGAUUUCAGAUGGAAGCCAGAGCUGGGGAUGGAAGGUCAAGGUCUGUCCAGAGAGCAAGAAACUAAAAGCCUCGACUCCAACACGUGUGAUGAAGAUGCUGCAUAUAAUGACCAAUAUGGAGACGACAACGAUGAAUACAUGGCGUAUAUUUCAUCCGCAGAAAUGAAAGGGGCGGAACAGGAUGGUUUUCAGCCGACGGCGACUCAGCCUGGAGAUGUCUGUGCGUCUGAUGCUCCUGACAUCCUCAACUCCACUGAAGUGGAAGGGGACAACCAGGAGCUGUUUGGCUACGUUCAAGAUAACUUUGAAUUCCUGGACCAGAUGGACUGCAGCGCCCUGGACCAUAUGGACUGCAGCAGUUUCUAUCAGGCGAACGAGUUCUCCGUCGAACCUCCUGGUCACUCAGACGACGAGUAUGAAAUCAUGAUGCAAGCGCAGCCAGGCCCCGAAACACACACCCACAGCCAGACCGAGUUAAAUCCACACAGGCCGCUCAGCCUCGACCUAGCCACCCGACACACUAAGUCCCUCAGCUUGCCUUACAUGACCUCACCCAUCCACGGACCGGAGGAGUCCUGCUCUGAAGAGGAUUAUCUGGGGGACAACAGUGAUGAUAAUUAUUACAGUAGUGAGGAAGAUCAGAACAUGUUUCUCCAAAGCCUUCCCUCUGAUUUCAUUUUAUGCGAUCAUACUGGCUUUGAACUAGAGACUGAUGGAGAAGACAGCUGCACCCCUGGUAGACUUCCUGUUGAGCAAUCAAAGAGCGCUGAGGACGGAGAAUUUGAGACGUUACACUCUAAAGAACCAUCCACUGGAAAUCAGGAGCAGGGAGAAGCGGUAGACGAAGAAGAUGAAGAAGGACCGGAGGGAAAUCAGAUAAUAAAGAGAGAAGAGGAAGAUUCACUUGAUAAGCAAGGAGACCAACCAGAAAAACAUAUGCAAAGCAUAACAGCAGAGGGAGAUCUCAACAUCAUGGAAGAUGUUCAAAGUGAAAAAGAAAGGCCUCCUACUUCAGAAGUGCCAACACACUGCUCUGUGGAGUUUCCACUUCCAAGCAAUGAGAACACUGAUGAACUCAGCACAAUUGAGGCCGAGGAGGAAGUGGUUGAUAAUCCUCACAGUGAUUAUCCACCUUGUCUCACAGAUUCUUGCGCACCACAGGAGAUUGGUGACGUUCCAUUAGAGGAGUCCAGGGAACAUCCCGAAACCUGUGUUGGAGAGGAUACAAAAGAGAGACACAGUGAUGAGGGAGAGGACACGAGGACACACAACGUGAUCGAGGCAAUAUGUCAAGAAAUGGUUCUGGAAAUAAAAGAAAGUGAUGAGAACAUGUUGGAAGAUCCCAUCGAAGAAGGCAAAGAGGGAAUACCUGACAAAAAACAUGAAGAAGAGAUGCAGGAAGGCGGCAAAGAGCAGAAUGGUGAAAAUUGUAGCGGGGAAAUUUGGGAGGAACGUGAGGAUGUUGGAUGCGAAGUGAUAGUGGAUAAGGGAAGUGAGCAGGCUGAGAGCGAGGGUGUUCCUGGGCAGGGAGAUGUAGAAAAAGUUGGAGAGGAGCAAGAGCACAAAGAGAAGGUUUCAGGAGAUAAAAUAGUGGAAGUGGAGGAAGGAGGGACAAACGAGAAAGAAGUUAGAACAGAGGCAGAGGAGGAAUCAGUGGAGACAACUGAAGAAAAGCUCACAGACCUAGAGACGCAGCAAGAGUUGGAGGAAAAAAAGACUUGUUUACCAGAGACAAGUGAACUAGAAGAAGCAAUUCAAGGGAAGCAUGUGGCCAACAAAGAAGCACUGCAUCAUGACAGAGAAGAAGUGGUUUCAAAAGAGCCUGAGAAAGAGAGCAAUGACAAAGAGAGGGCCCAUGAGCAACUUAGAACCCUGCCAAGUGUAGAUGAACAACUAAAAGAGGCCAGGUCUGAUGUGAGAAAAUCGAAGUGUGAGGUGACUGACAGUAGCCAAGGAGGAGUAGGCAGGAAGCUGAUUAUCUCCAAACAUCCGAAAGUUUACCAAGCCAGAGCGGUGCCGGUUGUGCCUCCGAAGCCUCAGCACUGCAAAAUCACCGCCCUGACCCUCCGACAGCAGCAGCAGCAGAGAGAGAGAAGAGAUGCAGACGGAGGCAGGGAGAAAGCGCCAAGAGUCCCUAGGGAACAGGACAGAGUUGGUGCCGCAGGGCAGGGAAAAGAUGGAGGAGAGAGAGAGAGGGAGAGGAGGAGGGAUGGGGAUGAAGGUGCCAUGAGGGAAACAAGUAGAAACAGUCCCCUCAGCAUGUGUUUCGACGAGGCUGUUGCCAUAGCAACCAUGAGGCGAGAAAAAGAGAAAGAGUGCGAGAAGGAGAAAGAAAGGCAGAGGGACUGGGGAAGUGAAGUGCAGUGAGGAGGUUUUCUUGUCUGUAUAUUGAUUUGAACUGAUUUUUAUGUAGAAAGUAUUUUUCUACAUGAAGCAAAAAGGCUGUAUUUUGUCUUUGUCGAAUGAGGAUUUUAAUUCAGUAUAAAUUACAACAGCAGUAUUGUCUAUCAAAUGCUACUAAAGAUGUUUAAGGGGUUUUUCUGCCAGGCACAAAUGUGAUGUACAGCCAGAAAACGAAUAGGUUUUUUUUUUGUUUUUUUUUUUUAAAGUAUACUGGGGAGGAUUUUGGCCUCUUUAUUAGACAGAGCAUCGAAGAGAGCUGACAGGAAAAUGAAGGGAAAGAAACGGGGGGGCGACUUGCAACAAAGGUCCCCAGCUGCACUCAUUUCAAUUAAAUGGGCAUUGUUUUAAAUCCCUGGGCCACAAGAAUGCCCCAUCAGAAUAAGAGAGUGACUGCGGCUGUGAUACCUGACAUUAAGUUAGAUAAAACACAGA